AAGCCACCUCAAAUAGCUUACGUGGACAUUACCUUCCUCACUUUUGCCCCCCCUUCUCCUCAUCAACUGACAUAAACGAACUCAAUCUCCACCGAACCAGUUCAUAUAUUUCAAAAAUUCCCAAGAUGAAGCCAAUUUUGGAGAUCGGCUAAUAUUUGCAUCGUUGUUUUGAUCCAACACCCGCAUUAUAUUAUUACCAAGAACCUUGUCUUUAAUUUAAAGGCGAUGAAUCCGUUUGUACCGGAAGGCUUUGAUCGACAACCACCGCAACCAAUGGAGGGAUUACACGAAGUUGGUCCACCUCCGUUUCUGACCAAGACAUUUGAGAUGGUUGAUGAUCCAAACACAGACCAGAUCGUAUCUUGGAACAGAGGAGGCACUAGUUUUGUCGUUUGGGAUUUGUAUUCUUUCUCUACGAUUCUUCUCCCUCGACACUUCAAACACUGCAAUUUCUCAAGUUUCAUCAGACAGCUCAAUACUUAUGGUUUCAGAAAGAUAGAAGCUGAGAGAUGGGAAUUUGCAAACGAAGGGUUCUUGGUGGGACAAAGACACUUACUGAAGAACAUCAAGAGAAGAACCACUUUCACCACUUCAUCAUCAUCAUCAUCAACAACUCCAUCAAGCCAUGACGCUGCUUGCAACGAGCUCCGCAGGGAGAAGCAGGUGCUAAUGAUGGAGCUGAUGAGUUUGAGACAGCAGCAGCAGACAACGAAAAGCUACGUCAAAGCUAUGGAACAGAGGAUAGAAGGAGCUGAGAUGAAACAGAGGCAGAUGAUGUCGUUCUUGGCUAGAGCAAUGCAGAGCCCUUCGUUUCUGCAUCAGCUGCUCAAACAGAGAGAUAAAAGGAUUAUGGAGAUCGAUGAUGAGACAGCAAAGAGGAAAAGAGGUUCUUCUUCGGUGUCGGAACUGGAGGCUCUGGCUCUGGAGAUGCAAGGCUAUGGGAAACAGAGGAUUAUGUUGGAAGAAGAUGAUCAUCAUUUAGUGGUAGAGAGAGAGUUGGAUGAUGGUUUCUGGGACGAGCUGCUUAGUGACGAGAGUUUGGCUUCUACUUCCUAACAAGAUGGAUCCCUUUUGGUUUUAGUUGUACUUUUGAAGCUCACUUUCUUCUUUCACAAGAACCUUGUUUUUUAUUGUUUUGUUUUGUUUUGUCUUAUGUUGUUUUACAAUAAUUUGUUAUCAAAUAAUUAGUAAUUUAGUAGUGUAAACUAGAAAACGGUAAUGAUUAUUUUAUUUAUGUAUGUAAUGUGAUAAAUAUGGUUGUCGUUAACUGUAGAAUUGGGCACUGAACCCUGGACCUAUUGAUGUUGUUGGAUGAUCUCUUUCUCUGUU
Camelina sativa (false flax) is the source of this 1329-nucleotide messenger RNA. Its product is annotated as heat stress transcription factor A-7a-like. The record is from RefSeq and is a predicted model, not a curated record. NCBI's taxonomy places the organism in Eukaryota, Viridiplantae, Streptophyta, Magnoliopsida, Brassicales, Brassicaceae. Gene Ontology annotation, cellular component: nucleus. Gene Ontology annotation, molecular function: DNA-binding transcription factor activity; RNA polymerase II cis-regulatory region sequence-specific DNA binding. Gene Ontology annotation, biological process: regulation of transcription by RNA polymerase II; cellular response to heat.